Messenger RNA from Ailuropoda melanoleuca (giant panda), 2047 nucleotides. RefSeq names its product keratin 10 (gene KRT10). Gene Ontology annotation, biological process: intermediate filament organization; epithelial cell differentiation; epidermis development. Gene Ontology annotation, molecular function: structural constituent of skin epidermis. The transcript has 8 exons. The coding region runs from base 15 to 1790 and encodes 591 amino acids. Gene Ontology annotation, cellular component: cytoskeleton; keratin filament. Lineage: Eukaryota; Metazoa; Chordata; Mammalia; Carnivora; Ursidae. The record is from RefSeq and is a predicted model, not a curated record.
UAAACAGCAUCAGCAUGUCUGUUAGAUACAGCUCCAGCAAGCAGUACUCUUCCUCCCGCAGCGGGGGAGGAGGGGGGGGUGGAGGAGGAUCAUCCUUCAGGAUUUCGAGCAGCAAAGGCUCCAUCGGUGGAGGAUUUAGCUCAGGGGGGUUCAGUGGUGGCUCUUUUAGUCGUGGGAGCUCUGGUGGAGGCUGCUUUGGAGGCUCCUCAGGUGGCUAUGGAGGAUUAGGAGGAGGUUUUGGUGGAGGCAGCUUUGGUGGAGGCUAUGGCGGCAGCAGCUUCGGUGGGGUCUGUGGAGGGGGCAGCUUUGGAGGGGGCAGCUUUGGAGGGGGCAGCUUUGGAGGGGGCAGUUUUGGUGGGGGUGGCUUCGGUGGAGGCGGCUUUGGAGGCUAUGGGGGUGGAUUUGGAGGAGAUGGUGGCCUUCUCUCCGGAAAUGAAAAAGUAACCAUGCAGAAUCUGAAUGACCGCCUGGCUUCCUACUUGGACAAAGUGCGGGCUCUGGAAGAAUCAAACUACGAGCUAGAAGGCAAAAUCAAGGAGUGGUAUGAAAAGCAUGGCAACUCAAGACAGAGAGAGCCCCGUGACUACAGCAAAUACUACCAAACCAUCGAAGAUCUUAAAAAUCAGAUCCUCAAUCUAACAACUGAUAAUGCCAAUAUCCUGCUUCAGAUCGACAAUGCCAGGCUGGCAGCUGACGACUUCAGAUUAAAGUAUGAGAACGAGGUAGCCCUGCGCCAGAGUGUGGAGGCCGACAUCAAUGGCCUGCGCAGGGUACUGGAUGAGCUGACCCUGACCAAGGCUGACCUGGAGAUGCAGAUCGAGAGCCUGACUGAAGAGCUGGCCUACCUGAAGAAGAACCACGAGGAGGAAAUGAAAGACCUUCAAAAUGUGUCCACUGGUGAUGUAAACGUAGAAAUGAAUGCUGCCCCAGGUGUUGACCUAACUGAACUUCUGAAUAACAUGAGAAACCAAUAUGAACAACUUGCUGAACAAAACCGCAAAGAUGCUGAAGCCUGGUUCAAUGAAAAGAGCAAGGAACUGACUACAGAAAUCAACAGUAAUAUUGAACAAAUGUCCAGCCACAAAUCUGAGAUUACUGAAUUGAGACGAACGGUUCAAGGUCUGGAAAUCGAACUACAGUCCCAACUAGCCCUGAAACAAUCCCUGGAAUCCUCGUUGGCAGAAACAGAAGGUCGCUACUGUGUGCAGCUCUCACAGAUUCAGGCGCAGAUCUCCUCUCUGGAGGAACAACUGCAACAGAUUCGGGCUGAAACCGAAUGCCAGAAUGCCGAGUACCAACAACUCCUGGACAUUAAGAUCCGACUGGAGAAUGAAAUUCAAACCUACCGCAGCCUGCUAGAAGGAGAAGGAAGUUCCGGCGGCGGCAGCUACGGCGGCGGGCGCGGCGGCGGAAGUUCCGGCGGCGGCUACGGAGGAAGUUCCGGCGGCGGCGGCGGCUACGGAGGAAGUUCCGGCGGCGGCGGCUACGGCGGCGGAAGCUCCGGCGGUGGCGGUUACGGUGGGGGCAGCUCCGGCGGCGGCGGCCACGGCGGCAGUGGCCACGGCGGCAGUUCCGGCGGCGGCUACGGGGGCGGGAGCUCUAGCGGAGGUCACAAGUCCUCGUCGUCUGGGUCGGUUGGAGAGCCCUCUUCUAAGGGACCAAGGUCAGCAGAAACUAGCUGGGAUACUAACAAACCCAGAGUAAUCAAGACAAUUAUUGAAGAGGUGGCACCUGAUGGUAGAGUCCUUUCAUCCAUGGUUGAAUCGGAAACCAGGAAACACUACUAUUAAGCCGCAUCAAGAGGAAAGAGUCUCCCUUCACACAGACCAUUAUGUACAGAUGCAUGAAAAACAAAAUCAUCAAAACACUUUAGUCUUAAUGGUCUAUGGAAAUAGGUUCACUUCUUGAAAAUAAGGUGUCUAAAAGGUGUUUUGUGGUUUCUGUAUUUCUUCUUUUCAUUUACCAGAAAGUGUUCUUUAAUGAAAAAGAACUUUUCUAUUCUCAUUCACUAACGAAUUUCAAUAAACUUUCUUACUGAUGCAAGCUA